UAAAUACGGUGCGUUCCGUUGGUGCAAAAUUCCCUCUCUACAGUAGCGCUCCGUCUGAAUCAUAUCAAAAAAACAAUUCGUCAUCUUUCAGAUUUGUCCCAUCUCUCUCUCUCUCUCUCUCUCUCUCUCUCUCCCUCACUCACAUCAAAUCCCUCAAUUUCUAGGGUUUAUAGCUCUCUCUCAUGUCCCAUUUCUAAGCGUUUAGGGUUUUUGUUAAUUAUUGGUUUCAUAGGCUUCAUCGUACAACCAUGGGUGACUGGCAACAGCUCGUGCAGUCCAUAGUCCUGGGCCUCAUUUUCUCGUUCCUUGUCGCGAAGUUGAUCUCCAUAGUCCUCUCCUUCAAAGAAGACAACCUCUCCAUCACUCGCUCCGCCCCAAAACCCGAAAUCCCAGACGACCCGAACCCGGGUUUGGCACACGAGACCGACUCGGUGGUCGCCGAGCACGGCAGCGUCCGAAACGACAGCGUUCCGGGCAGCGAUGUCGAAACCGACGACGACGAUGAUUGGGAGGGAGUGGAGUGCACGGAGCUGGACGAGAUAUUCAGCGCGGCCACGGCGUUUGUGGCGGCGGCAGCGGCUGAUCGGCUCUCCGAGAAGGUCUCGAGCGACGCCCAGCUGAAGCUCUACGGGCUCUACAAGAUCGCCACCGAGGGCCCGUGUAGUGCGCCGCAGCCCUCGGCUUUGAAGGUCACGGCUCGGGCCAAGUGGCAAGCAUGGCAGAAAUUGGGUGCUAUGCCUCCUGAGGAAGCUAUGCAGAAGUACAUUGAUAUAGUAUCAGAGUUAUAUCCUUCUUGGUUGGAUGGUUCAGCUCUGAAGAGCAGAGGUGGAGAAGGUGAUGCACUGAGUAAAGAUGCUAAAGGGCCAAUGGGACCGGUUUUCAGCACUUUUGUCUAUGAGGAAGAAUCUGGAAAUGAGUUGAAAAUGGACGCUAUUCAUGCCUUCGCUAGGGAAGGAGAAGUGGAUAAUUUGCUUAAGUGUAUCGAAAGUGGCAUUUCAGUAAAUCUGAGGGAUAGCGAGGGACGGACUCCAUUGCACUGGGCUGUGGAUCGUGGCCACCUUAAGAACACUGAAUUGCUUGUUAGCAGGAAUGCUGAUGUAAAUGCAAAGGAUAAUGACGGCCAAACCCCAUUGCAUUAUGCUGUUGUGUGCGAGAGAGAAGCCAUUGCCGAAUAUCUUGUGAAGGAAAAUGCAGAGACUGAUAUAAAGGACAAUGAGGGCAACUCUCCUUCUGAUCUGUGUGAGGCAAACUGGCCUUGGAUGCAAUUUGCAGGGAAGCAGAUUGACUGAUAGCUUAUUAGUCUUAGGUUUCUUUCUGUCAAAUUUGUUUUUGACAAAUUUUCGAUGGAUGUGUAUAUGCUUCUGUAUAACCCUUACAACUUUUAUAUCUUUCAGAUAUAUGAAAUUAGUGAUCAAGUUCUUUCUA
This is a messenger RNA of Corylus avellana, 1425 nucleotides long. RefSeq names its product acyl-CoA binding protein 2 (gene ACBP2). NCBI's taxonomy places the organism in Eukaryota, Viridiplantae, Streptophyta, Magnoliopsida, Fagales, Betulaceae. The record is from RefSeq and is a predicted model, not a curated record. Gene Ontology annotation, molecular function: fatty-acyl-CoA binding; protein binding.